GUGUGGAAUACCGCCCGCAUGCUGCUUCCAAAAUAGCAGGCUGGCCUCAUCCGUGCUCACAGUGAGCAGUGAUAAAAGUCAGCUGUCAUCCAUUAGAGAGGGCCAGAAACAAGCUGAGUGUCACAGAGAGAGACGGGGCCACCGCUACAGACAGACACAGUCAUCAGCCAGGGAAAUAUACAAGAUUGAGGCUUAAAGGCCAAAAAGACCAGAAAGACCAGAAAGCAAAAACGGAGCAGCGUUUUAUUCUAUGAGAAGAGACCUUUCAAGACAGACCGGAAAGAAUCAUCCUAUAUUCAAGAGGGCAAACAGAAGUUUACAUCCUCUCCCAUCCCAACCGUGAAAGACAGAUCUGCUGUUUAUCGCUCAAAGUUAGCAGCUUCAGACGCCUCAGGAUCCACCGAACAGACAGGCAGCGUGAUCCAAGAGCACGGAAAGAAGAAACAAAACAAGAUGGCAGAAGUCAGAAAACAGGUAAAAGUGACAGAUCCAGCCGGUGGAGAUGAUGAUAUCCCUCCCCCUCCACCUCCUCUACCAAGACCUGAAGUUCUGGAGGCAAUCCAAAAGGAUCUCAGCCAGAACUUCCUCCCUGUACCACCUCCAAAAGAAACCUUCACAGAGUUCUACCAGCAAAGACAGAAAAGCGAACUGAAACGUCUUUUCAAACACAUUCAUCCUGAGUUAAAAAUGAAUCUUGAGGAUGUCGUAGAUGAUGAACUUAUCGAAGCAAUAAAUCCCCAAGCAGGAGAUACGGCAUAUCAGGGAGAAGUCCAAUCCAUGCGAUGGAUAUUUGAGAACUGGAGUCUUGACAAUAUUGGAGACCCACAUGAAACGAAAAAAAUACUUGAUGAGGAAAAUCUUCAAGGUGGGGAUGUGAGGGGUACAUCUUCCUUGUUUGAACAUUCAGUGUUUGGUGGUCAACAUAUCACAGGUGGUGAGAGACCAGUUUUAGUCCAAGGAGACGUUCGCACUGCCACCUGGCUGUUUGAGACGCAGUCUCUGGAUUCAAUCAGUAAGGCAAAAAUGGAGGAUGAGGAAAUUGUGGAGGUUGUACUUAAGGAAGCUAUUCAGAAGGGAGAUGUGAGCGGUGCGCGUCUCUUAUUUGAAUCCAAGCCAUUGGAUGCCCUGGGUCGCUGCUGUUCUGUUGAAGAUCAGCAAUUCCUAACACUGAAAUCAGAACUAGAGGAAAUCAAAGGAGAUGUGAAGAAAACUGUUAAACUCUUUCAAGCAGAUCCCUGUUGUGCUCUUAGGGACAGCAAUGGUCACAUCCAUGAGAUCAAGUCAAUCUGUAGAGAAGAAAUCAGAAGCAGUAACUUUAAAACAGCACGUUGGCUGUUUGAAACUCAACCUUUGGACCACAUUAAUAAAGGAAAAACUGGUGUGCAAAUCAUUCGGGGGAUCUCACUUGAGGAUGACCAGAAGAGCGGUGUUGACAAAAAGAGAUGGAUGUUUGAGACCCAACCUCUUGACGCUAUUCAUGAAGGUGUUGUGGAAGAACGAAAGUUUCAAGGAACAGUGGAGUACUUCUCAGGAGAAGCAGAUGUUCAGAACAAAUCUACACUUUUUGAAAACCAGCUCCUGUCAUCAGCUAAAGGAGAGCUUAUGGGUAAGGAAAGAGAUGAUAUUGUUGGAAGAAAUGUAGGCUCCACCCUGUGGCUUUUUGAAACACAGCCUAUGAACACUCUGAAAGACAGCUAUGAAGUGGGACAUCUCAAAAAAGUUCUAGUGUCCAGCGAUGAAAAAAGAGAAGUUAAAGACAAAAGGCAGCACUUUGAGAAUACCAGGGUUUGUAAAAUGACAAAUAAAGGGAGCAAAGUUGAAGACAAAGAAAGAGGAGAUGUCAAGACGUUCAAGAAUCUUUUUGAAGCUAUACCUCUCAGUCAAAUGUCUCAAUCUGAAAAUGCACCCGCUCAAGUUUGUGAUGUUACAGCUGGGGACGUCAAAGGCAACCGAUCACUGUUUGAAUCCACUCCAUUUUAUGCGAUGAAGGACAGUGCUGGAAACUUCCAUAAGGUAACAACUGUCAGCAGGGAGGAAUGCGUAAAAGGAAAUGUACAGAAUUACAAAUGGAUGUUUGAGACAAAACCUCUAGACCAGUUCGAAGAAGGUAAAGACAAAAUAGAAGUCAUCAAAGGCAUCACAAGGCAAGAAGACACAACAAAUGAUGUGAGAACAGCAAAAUGGAUGUUUGAAACACAACCUUUAGAUAAUAUCCAUUUAAAAUUCAAUCAGAAAGAAGUGGACUCAACAGCAUUACAGGAGGAAUUUCAAAAAGGUAGUGUAAAGACAUGCAAAUGGCUAUUUGAGACACAACCAAUGGACAUUCUGUAUGACAAGUCUGAGAGAAACCAGGAUGUACAACCGGUGCCAAAGGCUAAUGUGAAAUCACACACUUGGCUUUUUGAAACCCAGCCAUUAGAUAACAUCAAGGACAAAGAUGAAUUCAGUUUGAAAUUGUGCAGUCCUGUGCAGGAAGAUGUAAAAAGUGAUGUCAAUGUGAAGACAGUGAAACACCUGUUUGAAACGGAGACUUUGGACAGAAUAACAAAGCAAACAGAUUCUGCUCAAAAUAUAAGAUAUGUCAGUGAAGUUGAUGUCCAGUCUGGAGAUGUAUCUAGAGUAAAAGAAAUUUUUGAAUCCAAGUCACUUGAUGAAAUAGGAAGCAAGUGCAUCAAAGAGUCGAAGACUGGGCAGCAAGACAAUGAAAUUCAAUCAGGAUCAGUGCACAAAUUCACUUGGCUCUUUGAGAAUCAACCGAUCUGUGAUAUUAAUGAGAAUGAGGAUCAAAUAAACUAUAGUGUCCAAGAUGUUGAAAGUGGUGAUGUCGGAGGCAAAAAGUUUAUUUUUGAAACUUUCUCUCUGGACAAAAUCAAGGAUAAAGACCAACUACUUGAGCAUCAGUCAAUGAGUGUUGAGAAACAUGUGAACGCAAGCGUUGAUGUUAAAUCCAGCACAAUGCUUUUUGAAUCCCAGCCUUUGUAUGCUAUUAAAGACAAAGAUGGACAGUUUCAUGAAGUUACCACAGUGAAGAAAGAGGAAAUGAUGGGAGGAGAUGUGAGGGGAGCAAGAUGGAUGUUUGAAACGAAGCCACUUGAUACCAUUCAAGCAGACAAAGAAAUUUACAUUAUCCGUGCAGUUACACAGGAGGAUGUGCUCAAGGGUGAUGUAAAAUCAGCUCGUUGGAAGUUUGAGACACAGCCUUUGGACUCCCUCACAGAAUCUGAAAGACCGUCAGUCAGGGUUGUGGAAGAUUUAAGCCAUGGAAAAAAUGUGCAACAAAGCAAACAACUUUUUGAGACCGAGCAAGUAGCCCAAAAGAAGUAUGUAAGGAUGGUGAGCGUUACAGAUGUUCAACAAGGUGAUGUGCGCACUUCCACCUGGCUAUUUGAGAACCAGCCAAUCGAUACUCUGAAAGGUGAGCAACAUGAGCAGAAUACCUUGCAAACUGUACUUCGGGAGGAUAACGCGAAGGGUGAUGUAAAACGAUGCACUUGGCUGAUGGAAUCCCAGCCCCUGGAUCAGAUUAAGAACCACGAAUCUAACGAAGAGUUUGUUUUGUCAAAGGAAGACAUUCCAAAGGCGGAUGUCAAAAGCACAACUUGGUUAUUCGAAACCACACCGCUAGACAAAAUCAUAGUGGAAAGCGUUACAGACAUCCUCUACCGCCUUUGUCAGCAUUCAUUUAUUCAUUCAAGUGGCAUCAUCAUCCAAGCCGAUGAUUAUAAGUAUGUAAACAUGGCAAAGUAUCAGUUUGUCAACAGUGAGGGCCCUAAAGUUCAAAAGGAGGAAGUUGUUGAGGGAAACAUCAGAAACAUAAUGCUACAGUUAUUGUUCAAACCAAACCUGAAACCUAAAGUUGUUCUUCUUAAAGAGGACGAAGAAGGCAAGUUGCACAGCACAGUGCUUGAAAUACCAUUUCAACAGGCUGAAUCUGCGAACAACCCAGAUGCCGAAUGCAAGAUUCAAGAAGCUGUUACAAUUAUUGAGAGCUUGCUGGUUCAGCAAAAAUCAAUCAAGACAGGCUUGGUAAUGCAAGAAUCAAAAGGAAAACAACCAGAGAUGACAGUGUAUUCCCUCUACUAUCAAAAAAGCCUGACAACGGAGUCGUGCGAUGUCACACGAGGAGAUGUCAAGUCCACCAUCGGCAACCUUCUUGCCACAGUCCACAGCCAGCACACCAAGCCAUCCUGCAGGUUAGAAAAAAAUGAGAGGGGGAAUGUUGAUUUGUACAGAAAUUGUAUUGAAAAGGGUGACCUUCAGUUUCUUAAGACUUUACAGCGAGAGCUAUCUGAAGAGGAACCGACAUCCUCCUUGAGGGACGAAAUUGAAAUCAUUCAGGGUGACGUGAAAGAAGCAAAGAGACAUCUCAAGCAACAAAGAGAACAAGUUGAGAGAACGGUUCUGGAUGUUGUACCUGGAGAUGUGAAAACCGUUAAAAAGGUUUUCUCAGAGGGCUGUGUAGAUCAGACCGUUGAAAACUGCAUGCCAAAAGAGGAGAUCCUUAAAGGUGAUGUUUUCUCAGCCAAACAGCAACUUGAUGAAGCAACCAAGCAGCCAAUCAUGGUACAAAGAGAGGAAAUAGUGUCUGGGGAUAUUAAAGCAACACUCGAAUCCUUGGAGCGAGCAAAGCAGCAAAGUAUGCAAGUGGAACGCGAGGUCAUCGAACCAGGCACCAUUUACGAUCUGAAUGUAGAAAUGUGCUCAGAGGAAGACGAAAGAAAAGUAAUAAAGGAGGAAAUCAUUUCAGGAGAUGUUAAGGCCGCCAAAAGGUCACUGGAAAUGGCGAAGAACCAAAGUAUUAGAGUGGAACGGGAACCUAUCACUCCUGGAAAGUUAUACGAUAUAAAUGAAUCAUCUCAGUGCCAAAACAUCUCGACAGUGCAGCAGACUACAACAACAUCCUCGAGCAACCAGCGGAUAACUACAACAUUUCGAAAGUGACUGGCAGUGAGCAUCUGACCUUCUUGGCACUGAACUCCGAACCUAUAAGUUCCACCUUAGACAAUUCAAACCAGCUCCCUAAGAAACAUCCACCACCUAUCCUUCCUAAAA
Messenger RNA from Triplophysa rosa, 5052 nucleotides. RefSeq names its product xin actin binding repeat containing 1 (gene xirp1). Gene Ontology annotation, molecular function: actin filament binding. Gene Ontology annotation, biological process: actin filament organization; actin cytoskeleton organization. The coding region runs from base 454 to 4941 and encodes 1495 amino acids. Gene Ontology annotation, cellular component: stress fiber; focal adhesion. The record is from RefSeq and is a predicted model, not a curated record. NCBI's taxonomy places the organism in Eukaryota, Metazoa, Chordata, Actinopteri, Cypriniformes, Nemacheilidae. The transcript has 5 exons.